GGCCUGGGGGCUGGCGGUGGUCGGCUGGCCCACUUCGCUCGGGAGCGCGCGCACCAAGCUAGCCUCAGCGGCUCGGGGCGGAGUUACUUUCACAGGACCCCGGAUGUGGGCGGGCACGCGACCACGCCACGAUCCCCAGGCCGGCGGUGAUGCGGUCUCCGCAGCCAAUCGCGUGCGCCCGGCCCUCGCGUCACGGCGAGGCCGACCAACAGCGUGGGCCCAGCUGCCGCUUCCUGGCCGCUCUCUGGACACGGGGGCAGGGCUGGCCCGCGCCCCUGCCCGCGGAGGAGCAGUCGCCGCUACCCCGCCCGCCGGUGCCCGCGGGCCACAGCCGCCAUGCCCAACUCGGUACUGUGGGCCGUCGACCUCUUCGGGCGGGUGUACACGCUGUCCACGGCAGGGCAGUACUGGGAACUCUGCAAGGACCCCCAGCUGGAGUUCAAGCGGGUCAGCGCGGCCACGCAGUGCUGCUGGGGCAUCGCCUGCGACAACCAGAUCUACGUCGUUGGAACCCUGUGGGUGGCUUCUGCGAGAAGCUCCUACCCAGUGACCGCUGGCCGUGGAGCGACGUGACUGGGCUCCAGCACCGGCCGCUGGACAGGGUGGCGCUGCCCUCACUGCACUGGGAGUGGGAGUCGGACUGGUACGUGGAUGAGAAUUUUGGAGGGGAGCCCACUGAGAAAGGGGGGUGGACAUAUGCCAUCGACUUCCCUGCCUCAUACACACGAGACAAGAAGUGGAAUUCUUGUGUGCGGCGCCGGAGAUGGAUCCGGUACAGGAGAUACAAGUCCCGGGACACCUGGGCCAAGAUCCCUUCAAAGGAUGACCCUAAGCAACUGCCCGACCCCUUCAGUGAUCUCUCUGUUGGGGGGUGGGAGAUCACAGAUGGGCCUGUGGGCCACCUGUCCGUGUGGGCCGUAUCCCUGCAGGGAGAGGUGUGGUACAGAGAGGAUGUCAACCAUCCGAACCCCGAAGGCUCAUCGUGGUCCCUUGUGGACACCCCGGGGGAGGCUGUCCAGAUCAGCUGUGGGCCCCACGACUUCCUGUGGGUGACGCUCUGGGAGGGGCAGGCCUUGGUCCGGGAAGGAAUCAACAGAAGCAACCCCAAAGGUGGGCAGCCCUACCCCUGUGCCCCAAGACGCGAGGGCGCCGGCUCCUCCCCAGCACCCCCUGAUGCGGCCGCCGGCGCUCUCUCCUGGGGCUCGGCAGGAAGCCGCUGGUCCGCCGUGGAGCCUCCCUCGUCUGAGAACGCGAUCCUGCACGUGUCCGUGGGGGUUGGUGUGGUCUGGGCCGUCACCAAGGACCGGAAAGUAUGGUUCCGGAGAGGCGUCAACUCUCACAAUCCUUGUGGCACUGGCUGGAUCGAGAUGGUUGGAGAGAUGAUGAUGGUGAGCGUGGGGCUGAAUGACCAGGUCUGGGGCAUUGGCUGUGAGGACCGGGCCGUGUACUUCCGUCAGGGCGUCACCCCGAGCGAGCUCAGUGGGAAGACAUGGAGGGCCAUCAUCGCCAGCCGGGAGUGUGACCGGUCACACUCCGGCAGCUCGUCGAGCCUCCUCAGUGCUGGCUGCUUCUUCGGUGAAGAGGUGAGGGGCAGUGGUGAGUCCAGUGUGCCCGGUGACAUGGAUGCCUCCUCGGAAGCUGAGAGACCAGGGCCUGGCCCGCCUGACCCUGCCAAGUCUUUGGACAGUCCCAGGAACUCCAAGGCUUGCUUAGCCUUGGGCCCAGACACCCCCAGGACUGCAGAAUGUGCCCUGGGGGUCGUCCACCCAGCCACCAAGACCCUCAGGCCUGAGCUUCACCCUGGCCUGGCCUCCACCCCAGCCGAGCUGCCCUGGACCAAUAUUGACCUGAAGGAGCCCAAGAAAGUGCCUGGCCCCUUGGCGGCUGGCUUUCCUGAGAGCACAGGCCUCUCCUCGCUGGCACUGCUCCCGCUGGGCUUGGAGGAGGCCUACAGUGUCGACGGCCACCCACCGUGGGCCUGGGUGUCAGGAGGAGGCUGUGCCGUGGAGGCCCACACUGCGCUCAAGUGGUUCACCGUCCAGUCGGGCCUGUCCCCCUCGCUGCAGACGCUCUCCUUGUCCAUCACGCCGGCCCAGACUGCCACUUGGAGGAAGCAGAUCUUCCAGCAGCUCACGGAGAGGACCAAGCGGGAGCUGGAGAACUUCCAACACUACGAGCAGGCCGUGGAGCAGUCUGUGUGGGUGAAGACAGGGACCCUGCAGUGGUGGUGCGACUGGAAGCCCCACAAGUGGGUGGAUGUCCACGUGGCCCUGGAGCAGUUCACGGGACAUGACGGGGUUCGGGACAGCAUCUUCUUCAUCUACUAUGUGGUCCAUGAGGAGAAGAAGUACAUCCACGUGUUCCUCAAUGAGGUGACGGUGCUGGUCCCCGUGCUCAAUGAGGCCAAGCACUCCUUUGCCCUCUACACCCCCGAGAGAACCCGGCAGAGGUGGCCUGUGCGUCUGGCUGCCACCACCGAGCAGGACAUGAACGACUGGCUCGCUCUGCUCAGCCUGUCCUGCUGUGAGAACCGGAGGGUGCAUGGCCGCCCCUCCCCACAGGCCAUCUGGUCCGUCACCUGCAAGGGGGACAUCUUCGUGAGUGAGCCCAGUCUGGACCUGGAGGCCCCUGAGCACCCGCUGCCCUGUGACCAGAUGUUCUGGCGGCAGAUGGGAGGCCACUUGCGGGUGGUGGAGGCCAACGGCCGGGGCGUGGUGUGGGGCAUCGGCUACGACCACACGGCCUGGGUGUACACUGGCGGCUACGGUGGAGGCUGCUUCCAAGGCCUAGCCAGCAGUGCUGGUAACAUCUACACACAGUCGGAUGUGAAGUGUGUCUACAUCUACGAGAACCAGCGCUGGAACCCCGUCACAGGCUACACCAGUAGGGGUCUGCCCACUGACCGGUACAUGUGGAGUGAUGCCACAGGGCUGCAGGAAUGCACAAAGGCUGGCAUGAAGCCGCCGUCCCUGCAGUGGACCUGGGUGUCUGACUGGUCUGUGGAUUUCAGCGUUCCUGGGGGCACUGACCAGGAGGGGUGGCAGUAUGCCAGUGAUUUCCCUGCCUCGUACCACGGAUACAAAACCAUGAAGGAUUUUGUCAGGAGAAGGUGCUGGGCCAGAAAAUGCAAGCUGAUGACCAGCGGGCCCUGGCUGGAGGUGGCCCCUGUCGCCCUUGGGGACGUGUCCAUCAUCCCUGAGAGCCUGGGCACUGACGCGAGUGGGCCCAGUAUUGCACUCUGGGCCAUCAGCGACAAGGGGGACGUGCUGUGCCGCCUGGGUGUGACCGAGCUCAACCCUGCAGGUUCCUCCUGGCUGCACGUGGGCACUGACCAACCCUUCGUGUCCAUCUCCAUCGGCGCCUGCUGCCAGGUGUGGGCCGUGGCACGCGAUGGCUCUGCCUUCUACCGUGGCUCUGUGUCCCCCGCCCGGCCGGCCGGUGACUGCUGGUACCACAUCCCGUCCCCUCCCAAACAGAGACUGACACAGGUGUCUGUGGGGCAGACGUCAGUGUAUGCCCUGGACGAAAACGGAAACCUGUGGUACCGCCAGGGGGUCACGCCCAGCUACCCACAGGGCUCCAGCUGGGAGCACGUGUCCAACAAUGUGCGCCGAGUGUCUGUGGGGCCCCUGGACCAGGUCUGGGUCAUUGCCAGCAAAGUCCAGGGGAGCCGCAGCCUGAGCCGGGGAACCGUGUGUCGUCGCACAGGCGUGCAGCCCCACGAGCCCAAGGGCCAGGGCUGGGACUACGGCAUUGGGGGGGGCUGGGAUCACAUCUCUGUCCGGGCCAAUGCCACCAGAGCCCCCAGGAGCAUGUCCCAGGAGACAGCCGUUGGGCCGAGUGGGAAGCAGGGCCUCCCUACCUGGCCCUCGAGAGUGGCUGGUGCCCUGCAAGAGGCCCGUGGCCCGGUCUCCUGCUGAAGCUGAGGCCUCCUCUCACCUGGAAGCAAGCGUGGUGUCCGGUUUGAAGGAGCAAGGUUGAUCCGUGAGCCUUCCUGUCGUUGUGUCAUGAGCCGUUCUGUGUGUGGGGCCUGGGAGUGCUGUGGGCCAGGCCAAGACUCAAGACUAGAGAGGGAAGCUGGCUUGAGGUCCCAGCCACCUCAGAGGUGGAGCAGCCCAGAAAUGUGCAGCUUUAUGGACAAUCCUGCAUAUGGGCCGUCUACCAGGAGGUCGUGGGGUGUGGGGUCCCUUCCCUCAGCCCUCCGCCUUCAAGGACGGGAGCCUGGGGCCUGCAGUCUUCCAGGAUGCUGCCCCCAGGGACACAGAGCCCAUGCGAGCCCCCUGAACCCUUAGCUUCACUACACAGCAUUGGAGUCCUGCCCCACAAAGAAAGGUAGCCUCAAGGAUCAAGGCCACUUUGCCCCAUGCUGUGAUAAUUUCUCAGAGCAGGACUCACAAAUAGGGUUUAAUCUCAAAGGCUAAGGGGCAGGUACAUGCAGGGGAGGGACAUUACCCUCCCCUGGGGGGCACGGCGCUCCUGCAGUGGGCAGACAGGCUGCCCAGUGGCUGGGGGAAGCUGGCCCGUUGCAGAGUCACCGGCCCUUCCUUCAACGGGCAUGGGGGGUGGGGGCGUCUCAUGUCUGACCAAGUUUUGGGGUUGUCGUGGGGCAUGCAGGCUGCAGCCCUGAAGCCGUCCACCCCUGGGAGCCAGAGCCCUGCCCACAGGGCCAGGGUGAAAGCACCCCCUGAGGGCAGCUGCUCAGCAGCUUUUUCUCCGGUUCUGGCCCCGUGUGGGGAAGUCCGAGGUCUGCAUCCCACAACCAUCACCCAGGAGGUCAUCAGGGCCCAUGUCCGUCUCUGCUCGUUCAGAGGUACAGCAGACGGACCCAGCUUCCCCACAUCCCUGCCAGGAGGGCCGGCUGUGUGCUGAAUCUGUUUCACUGUGUGGAGUUUAUUGCCCAGAGGCUGACAUCUCUUGGGGCAUCUCCUCUGGCGGGCAUUUGAGGGAGCCAGUGGUCUGUGCAUUUGUGUCUUCGGGCGGUGACCAGGACAGUGGCUGGGGUGAUGCUCUCCUGUCAGUUCACACCUUGUCCUCAAGGUUCUCUGAAGGGGCAGCCACCUGUCACUCUGCUGGGACUCACUGUCUGUAGCUGGCGUCACCUGGCCCUCCCUUUGCUGAGCACCAGCUGUUGACCUGCUCAGCGCCAUCAAACCAUCUCAUUCCUUGGCUGCUUUACUCAAUGAAAACCUACACCAGAGUGUAAA
This is a messenger RNA of Manis pentadactyla (Chinese pangolin), 5204 nucleotides long. RefSeq names its product tectonin beta-propeller repeat containing 1 (gene TECPR1). Lineage: Eukaryota; Metazoa; Chordata; Mammalia; Pholidota; Manidae. Gene Ontology annotation, cellular component: membrane. The transcript has 24 exons. The record is from RefSeq and is a predicted model, not a curated record. Bases 150 to 3920 code for a protein of 1256 amino acids.